This is a messenger RNA of Salvelinus sp. IW2-2015, 2657 nucleotides long. RefSeq names its product enolase-phosphatase 1 (gene enoph1). Gene Ontology annotation, molecular function: acireductone synthase activity; magnesium ion binding. NCBI's taxonomy places the organism in Eukaryota, Metazoa, Chordata, Actinopteri, Salmoniformes, Salmonidae. The record is from RefSeq and is a predicted model, not a curated record.
ACAAACAACUUCCUGGGUUUAAUAUUUUUUUUACCAAUGGCAUUUUAUUCUAAAAUCUCUGAUUUUACUUUCUUCAUUCUUGUUCGAAAAUUAAAAGCAACACAGUAAAUUACCUUUUUGUUGCCUCAAAACGAAAUACUGCAUAUGAUUUCCAUUAUUAUCAACAAACACCAAAAGAGACUGAACAGAGGUUUCAAACAUCUCUGCAAACACUUCUGUUAGAUACUGUAAUAUUUACCCAGGAGAGUAUGAUAUCUGCGCAAACGCAUGUGGCUCUGUCGCCAUCUAGGUUUACUUUUCAGACAGUGGCACUCGAAACAUCGUUGCCUAUGGCUCCACCAAAGCCGCGGUCCUUGCAGAGCAAGGGAAACUACUUCAAGGUCUCAAGAGUGAGUGACGUCACCGAUUUAAACGCUACUAACGAAGUUUUUUUUUAUAACGUACUACUAGCGCGUACUACUAGCGCGCACCACUAACUAGCUAGCCAUGUCACACCUGUCAUACUCAUACAGUACCAGCCAAAGAUAUUGAAAGCACUGUACACAUGUUGUGCUCAAACACUGGCCUUAUAAUUAGCUACGACAGAGCAGAGAAUCUCUUGAUAUGGUUAUACAACGCUUCACACAUUCUAGAAUAUGUGGAAUGACACAUUCGACUGCGCAUGGCCCAUGUCUGUGCCCCACCCACCAGUAAAUAAAACUAUUGUAGCGAAAUUAGCAAUGUUAUGAUAUUUCAGCACACAGUGUCCUUUUUUUAUUUUCCUAACCUAGCUAAAUGUUUGGUUUUGUCAUUUAAUAUUUUAUGUGUAGCAUUCCAUGGUGCUUUACCCUCGUGGUCGUCAUUAUCACGCCUUCCUGGAAACACAAGACUUUCUUUGCUCUUAUGCACGCUCUUCUUGAGCACGUUCAAUGGGUCUGGCUGCUUUAUGUGUGCUGACGAGUCUGCUCUACCCAACAAUAGCUAAUUGAAAAGUAACCUAAAAAAUAUAUAUUUGGAAAGGAAUUGGUAGUCCCCUGUUAGGGAUUGCUCGCGUUUCUCCGGCCUGGGUAGCGUUAGAUAGCUAAGCUAACAGUUAGCUACUAACUACAGUAGACGGCUUCAGACAGGAAAAUGGCCAGUGUUUCAAUCCCUGAAAACACUACCGCACUUUUGCUGGAUAUUGAAGGAACUACGACACCAAUAACGUUUGUAAAGGACAUUUUAUUCCCAUACAUCAAAGAUCAUCUCGAGGAGUAUCUGUCGGCGCACUGGGAAGAAGAUGAAUGCAAACAAGACGUGCAUCUCCUUAAGAAACAGGUUGAAGAGGACCUGCGUCUGCACCGAGCGUGUGCGCAGCACUCCCUGGACCAGUCUGGGCACACGGACGAGGAGAAAGCCAUCAGGGAGGUGGUGGACAACGUGCUGUGGCAGAUGGCUUCGGACAGGAAGUCCACGGCUCUGAAACAGCUGCAGGGACACAUGUGGAGGGCGGCCUACGCUGCCGGGAGAAUCAAAGGCGAGGUGUACCAGGACGUGGUACCGUCCAUCAGGAGGUGGAGACGGCAGGGCCUGAAGGUCUAUAUCUACUCCUCUGGCAGUGUGGAGGCUCAGAAACUACUGUUUGGAUACUCUGUAGAGGGAGACGUACUAGAUCUAUUUGAUGGCCACUUCGACACCAACAUGGGCACUAAAGUAGAAAGUAAAAGCUAUGUGAGGAUUGCAGAGAGAAUGGGCUGCCCGCCUGAAGAAAUCAUGUUCCUGACGGAUGUCACACGAGAGGCCAAGGCAGCGGAGGAUGCUGGUGUGAACGUGGCUGUAGUGGUACGGCCAGGGAACAUGGAGUUGACAGAGGAAGAAAGGUCUCACUAUAACCUCAUUACAACCUUCAGCCAACUGGAAGUGACGGGCAGCGCUUAACACUGGAGAAGAGUGUAGGGGGAGGGAGAAGAGGGUAGGGGGAGGGGGUAGAGAUGCUGCUGUCCGAUUUUCCCCUUCACCUCCCCAAAGUGUAUGCUCAUUGACUCCCCCUUGUGGAUAUAGAAAAACUGAUUGGUCUUCACAUGGGAGUUUUCACCAUAUAUCUUACACCUUUGCAUUGUUUUUAAAUCUGAGGGGGAGUAACGAAUGCACACUUCAGGGAGAAGAGUAGAGAAACAGAACACAACCACAGAGUGGGAGAACACACUCACUCACUGGCCCUGUUCUAUCAAGUUCCCGCUUCCCCUAGCACCUGCUGCCCUUAGGUCUAAUGAAAGGACUGGAACGGUAAAAGCGACGUGAUGGACUCUCCUCUAAACCUAUUGGAGAGCCAGGUGGAGCCAUUGUCUUAUUGCUUUCACCUAUCUAGUCCUUUCAGAGGCGAAGGGAAUGAGCUACUAACCGAACUGGAACCGGGCCACACAUGAGAACUGUUUGUGGGAGGGGAAUGGGAUGGUCGGCCAUUGAUCAAAGGACUUUGGAAGUACACUAAGAGGGGAGCCUGGGUGCCAGUCUGUUUCUGCUCUGGCCAGUGUAGCGUUGUUGRACACAGGAACUGUCGGGUAUCCAGGCUACGCACAGGGUGGGUGGUGGGGAACAAGCACUAAGAGCCGUACCAGUUUGCAGACUGCACGUUUAAGGGACAUGACAGGGUUUCUUCUUUUUUUUUAAGCAUUUUAAAUAAAAACUAUUUAAGUUGA